UGUUGAAAAAUCUUUAUCAUUUCUAUUAACUAACGAUCAAUGUACAUUACUCGGUGGUAUUAUUGUUAAUUGGACAUUAGAACAACAACUCGAAAAAAUUCUCCAUUUUGCAAUUCAUGAAAAAUGGGAAGACUUUAAAAAAGAAAUAUCACAUAUACCACAUUCAAAUCGAAAAACAUCUGAACAUAUUUCUUGGCUUAUUUUGGAAUUAGAAAUGAAUAUAACUAUUCGAGAAAUUCAUAUCAAAGUAGCACAACAUAUGAUGCAGCCAAAUAUGGAAAUCGAACAUUCAACAGUACGAAAUAUAGUGACGCAAAUGAAUACGGGCGAAGAGAAAACGUCAGUUAUUUUAUCAAUGUUAGCUGUUAAUUUAUCUUCAUCUAGUUCGAGUUUAGUUCGUAUUGUAGUACUUAAAUCAUUAUUUCCGACAAAUUAUCAAUCAUUACGAUGUAAAUUAGGUGGUUUACUUUAUCGACGUAUUUUUCCAUUUGCAUGUCGUCGUGAUAUGAAUUUCAAUACUGUACAGAUAAAUCAAAUUUUUAAACGUGUUCAAGAAGGAUUAUUGAAUUGUGAUAUUAUAUUGACUUCACCAGAAGAUAUUCUCUCAUUUGAUUUACUCACUAUUGAUAAAUAUCGAAGAAAUGAAUUUGAUAUUGGUCGUUCUAUGUUAACAGUUCAACGAUGGUUAAAAAAAUAUGUUCGUGAUGUAUUAGAUGAAUCAGAUGAAAUUUUACAUGUUAAAUAUCAAUUGAUUUAUACUGUUGAUGGAGUUGCAAAACGUUGGAAAACUAUUCAAACAAUUCUUGAAUUCGUUAAAAAACAUGCUGCAGAUAUUUCAAAAUGUUUCUAUGAAAAUGUUUGUUACAAACUAUCUGAACGAAAAAGUACAUUUCCACAAUUCCGUUUACAAUCAAAUUAUCGUUAUGCAGAUAAACCAAUUAUAUUAUCAUUUAUUUUAGAAACACAUUCAUCAGUUGAAUAUCUCGUUCAUAAAUUUCCACGUCUUGAUAUUCAAGUAUUUCUCAUUAUUCGUGAUUUAUUAUCAUCCGAAGUUUUAUUAGUUGCUUUUACAAACCGAUAUCGAGUUAAUUAUGGUGUCAACCCAAGUUCUUCUUUUAAUCGUUUAAUGGCUGUACCAUUUCCUGCGAAAGAUGUUGUAGCUGAUAGAACCGAAUUCGGUCAACCAGAUGGUGCCUUAGUACUAGCACAACUUUCGUAUAACUAUUCAGGUUUAAAUGAAGAAGAAACUGAUCCUGCAUCGAUUUAUGAUCAAUGGAUUUUAUAUGAAGAUGAAAAAUAUGUACCAAAAAGUAUCAAACAAUGGAACAAAGUUAAUUUAAAAGAUUAUCAACAACAAUUUGAUUAUGUCUUUCCAACUUUUCGACAUAAUAUGUUAGUUAUUAAUUAUUUUCUUGAUUAUUUUGUAUUUCUUCGUGAAGUAAAACAAUUUCCACAUAAAUUAGUUGCCUAUGCUUAG
Rotaria sp. Silwood1 is the source of this 1477-nucleotide messenger RNA. The record is from the annotation of a GenBank genome assembly. NCBI's taxonomy places the organism in Eukaryota, Metazoa, Rotifera, Eurotatoria, Philodinida, Philodinidae.